UCAAAACUGCAUUCCAAAACAUUGCAGAGUUGCGAUCAUGAGGGCUGUUGCUACCUGGCUUGAUAAAGUUCAAGAUCGGGAUAAAGUUGAACAAUGUAUUUGGAGUAUUUGCUUCAAGCCUGAUGGCAACCAGCUGAUUGUGGCUGCAGGGAACCGUGUACUUGUAUAUGAUGCUAUUGAUGGUACAUUAAUUCAACCACUCAAGGGUCACAAAGAUACUGUAUAUUGUGUCGCAUAUGCCAAGGAUGGGAAACGCUUUGCUUCAGGUUCAGCUGAUAAAAGUGUCAUUAUCUGGACAAGUAAACUUGAGGGUAUUUUGAAAUACACCCACAAUGAUGCUAUUCAGUGCUUGUCUUACAAUCCUGUCAGCCAUCAGCUUGCCAGCUGUGCAGUCAGCGAUUUUGGUUUGUGGUCACCAGAGCAGAAAUCUGUCUCAAAACACAAAGUGAGCAGCCGCAUUACCUGUUGUAGUUGGACAAACGAUGGACAGUACUUGGCUCUUGGACUCUACAACGGCUUUGUCAGCAUAAGAAAUAAGGCUGGAGAAGAAAAGGUGAAGAUAGAGAGACCUGGUGCCAACAUAGCACCGGUAUGGUCAAUUUCCUGGAACCCAAGCAAGGAUGAGGCUUAUGAUGUUCUAGCAAUAGCAGACUGGGGUCAGAGACUUUCAUUUUACCAGCUGUCAGGCAAACAGAUUGGGAAGGACCGGACACUUAACUAUGACCCCACUACUGUGAGUUGGUUCUCAAAAGGUGAAUACGUAGUUGUUGGAGGAUCGAACAGAGAGUGCUGCCUACACACCAAAGAAGGGGUCAAACUCGGAGUUAUUGGCGAGCACAGUUCUUGGGUGUGGUGUGCUGCUGUAAAACCAGAUUCGAAUUUCGUGGCAGUUGGAUGUCAAGAUGGAACACUUGCAUAUUACCAGCUUGUGUUCAGCACUGUUCAUGGUCUGUAUAAAGAUCGCUAUGCCUACCGAGACAAUAUGACUGAUGUCAUCAUACAACACUUGAUCACAGACCAAAAAGUAAGAAUCAAAUGCAGAGACCUCGUGAAGAAAAUUGCUAUAUACAGAAACCGGCUUGCUGUCCAGCUUCCGGAUCGCAUCAUUGUAUACGAGCUAUACUCGGAUGAUUCUGCUGACAUGCACUAUCGAGUGAAGGAGAAAAUCAACAAGAAGUUGGACUGUAACCUUCUGGUUGUCUGUUCGCAAAAUAUCAUUUUGUGUCAGGAAAAACGGCUACAAUGUUUGUCAUUCUCUGGCACUAAGGAAAAGGAAUGGUUGAUGGAGUCGUUGAUCAGAUACAUCAAGGUCAUUGGUGGACCAUCGGGCAGAGAAGGACUGCUUGUUGGGCUUAAGAAUGGACAGAUAAUGAAGAUAUUUGUGGACAAUCCCUUCCCAAUUCUGUUGCUGAAGCAGAACACCUCAGUGAGGUGUUUGGAUCUGAGUUGUACACGCAGCAAGCUGGCUGUUGUGGAUGAACAUAACACUUGUCUCGUCUACGAUCUCCACUCUAAGGAGCUGUUGUUUCAGGAACCAAAUGCCAACAGUGUUGCAUGGAAUACGCAUUAUGAAGACAUGUUGUGUUUUUCUGGCAGUACCAUGCUCAACAUCAAGGCAAGCAAUUUCCCAGUCCACCAACAGAAGAUGCAGGGCUUUGUAGUUGGAUUCAGUGGUUCGAAGAUAUUCUGCUUGCAUGUGUAUGCAAUGGCUGCUGUUGAUGUUCCGCAGUCAGCAUCCAUGUAUCAGUAUCUGGAGAAGAAACUCUUCAAGGAUGCAUAUCAAGUAGCAUGUCUUGGUGUCACAGAUGGAGACUGGGAGGUGUUAGCUCAUGAAGCUCUUGAGGGACUGGACUUUGACAUCGCCAAGAAAGGUUUCAUCAGAAUUCGAGAUCUGCGUUAUCUUGAACUGAUUUACUCCAUAGAGGAGCGUAAGAAGCGAGGUGAGACGGACAACCUGGUGUUCCUGGGUGAUGUAUACUCACACCAGGGAAAGUUCCACGACGGCGCAAAACUCUACAAGAAGUCAAACCAUGAACAGAAGGCACUGGCCAUGUACACUGAUCUCAGAAUGUUUGAUUAUGCUAAGGAGUUGAUUGGAGCGGGUGACCCUCAGGACAAGAAACUGCUGAUUGCCAAGCAGGCUGACUGGGCUAAGAGCAGCAAUGAACCGCGUACAGCUGCCGAGAUGUACAUCAGCGCAGGGGAAUACCUCAAGGCUAUCGAUAUUGUCGGAGAACAUGGCUGGCCAGACAUGAUGAUUGAUUUGGCCCGCAAGCUGGAUAAGGCGGAUAGGGAGGCAUUGUCACGGUGUGCCAACCACCUGGCCAAAAUGGAGCAGUAUGCUUAUGCAGGAGAAGUGUACACCAAGAUGGGAGAUAUCAAGGCUCUGAUCUCCAUGAGGGUGGAAGCCAAACACUGGGACGAUGCAUUUACUCUUGUGGAAAAGCAUCCUGAGUACAAAGAAAAUGUUUACGUCCCAUACGCCCAGUGGCUGGCUGAGAAUGAUCGAUUUGAGGAGGCACAACAAGCUUUCCACAAGGCAGGCCUCCAGGCUGAGGCAGUAAAAGUUCUCGAGCAGCUGACAUUAAAUGCAGUGGCCGAGAGCCGAUUCGAUGAUGCAGGAUAUUACUUCUGGAAGCUGGCAAGACAGUGCUUAGACAUUGCAAAAGAUGAGCCUUCGAAAAAAGAUGAAAUGCUUGAAAAGUUUGCAGAUUUUCAGAGAAAAGCAGAGAUGUAUUAUGCUUUUCAAGUGAUUUAUAAACAGGUGGUGGAGCCAUUUACUUCAAGUCGGCCUGAAGAUCUUUUCAACAUGUCCAGAUUCCUUCUGCACUCCAUGCCAACUGCCAAUGACAUACCUCCUGGAAUAUCUAAAGCUGCGGCCCUUUAUACGCUUGCAAAACAGAGUAAAAAUCUGAGUGCGUUUAAAUUGGCUCGGUAUGCCUACGAGAGUCUGCAGACAGUGAGAGUUCCACAACACCUUCAGGAACUCGUAGACCUGGGCAGUCUGACCAUCAAGACAAAGCCAUUCCAAGACGCAGAGGAACUGUUACCGAUGUGCUAUCGCUGCUCAACAACAAACCCUCUCUUCAACAACUGUGGAAAUCAGUGUGUCAACUGUAGUCAGCCGUUCGUCUUCUCAUUUGUCAGCUUUGACGUGCUACCGCUGGUGGAGUUUGUCCUGGAUGAUGGGAUCACAGAUGAAGAGGCACUGCAUAUUCUUGACAUGUCCAUACCGAGAAAGAAGAAGGAGAACACCGGUCACUGGCAGGAAUCUCGCAUGGGCAACAUGCAAACAUUAAGACUUGGAGAUGAACCACCAGAAGAGGUUGAAGAUCCUUUUAAAGCAAGACUCAAGACAUACAAUGAGAAUUCGUCCGACUUCAAACCAGUGGUUGUGAACAAGGCCAUUCUAAAAAGCAUGACUCGCUCAGAGGUGUAUGUUCUGAAGUGGCCGAAGCCUCUGCGGUAUCAGUUUUACAGGAGCUUACUGCCCGAUAUUACCAUAACACUGUGCCCAUCAUGCAACAAGCUCUUUCAUACUGAUGAUUUUGAACAGAAGUAUCUACAAAAUGGAUAUUGUCCUUUCUGCAAAGUGAAAAUGGAGGAUUGAAGAUUUUUUGCAUACCACAAAUGAAAAUAUUCUUCCGUCCAUUUCUCAGAUGAUCUGACUUUUAAUUCUAAUUAGUUAUUUUAAUCUGAGGAUUUUCAUCAGAGGUAUCCUCAAAAUUGUUUUACAACUUUACAAGACUGAAGACAGCUUUUGUGUUCCAUUUAUAAAAAAAAGUCCCCAAAACACUGGGACCACAUUCCGUCCAUUUAUUUCACUUCACUUGCAUUAAUGUUCUUAUGCAAUUUAGUCAAUAUUUAUACAGUGGAAUUCAAAAGUGCAUUUUUGUCAAAGUGAGCUUCAAAAAUAUUUUGAGAGAUGAGGUCUUAUAAAAAGACAAAGCCUCUUUAUCUAUAUUUUGGUUAGUAAUUUAACAUUGUUGAAAUAUGUUUGUGUACAACAUGAUCAACAAUUGUGUAUUUUUAAGAGAUAAAUGAAUUGAAUAUAUUGGAGAUUUUAAUCAAAUUUAUUUGACCUGUAUAUCAAUCUAGCUCUGGAAUGAUCAUCAGACUCUAUCACAUAUGGAUUAUCAUAUGAUUCAUGUGGAUGAUACAAGUUUGAUGGAAAUCAACGUGAAACAAAACGCAAGUGUUCUAACUAGCAAUAAAACAAAGGAUGUGGAAGUUCCUUUAUCUGUGACAUAUUGUCAAACGUUUUUGCGUUGAGAACUCCAACCUAAAGUGCUACUAUUGGUAGGAGCUAGUGGGGAUUUCUCUAUUAGUUCUGUUGGUAGUGUGCUGAAGUCCAUAUCAAGAUUAUAUAGUUAAAUCUAUUUAUUUGUUUUAUUUUAUUAGUAGUAAACAAUUACUAAUGUUUGGUUUUUUUUAUAUCUUGUAAUCCUUCACCGAGUUCAACAAUCCACCUUUUCUUACCGUGUCCAUUUCUCCACAAGAUCAUAAGACAUUUUGUUUUUGUAAUAUUGACUGAUCGUGACCUUUUUAUCCUUAAUGGAUUGUUAAAUGUUUGCCGUCCAUUUUUUUAUUUAUAUAAUAUUUUAAUUACCAAAUAUGUUAUGAGAUUUCAUCAUAUUCAUUGAUUUCAGUUUCUUGUACAGUAUAUGUGCAUGUUAAGACAGUGUUUCCAAUGCAAUAAUAGCACAUACCUGCAAUCAUCUAGAAAGAAAAAAAAUAAAUGUUUAAAGUUUUUUUUAAAGUUUAAUUAUUAUUUUAAUUUUUUUUAUUUCGUUUAACAUGCAUUGAAAUGAACAUUUAUGGAUGCAACUGUCAGUGACAUCGAAUAAGUUUAUGGUGGGCAAGACGUUCAAUUCUGCAGAAUUCUUGUUUUUAAUGGAGAAACAGGUUAUCAUAGUAAAACUAGUACUGUGAUCUGUACGUGUACUAGUAUAUCAUAUUUCAUUGAGGUAAUAUUAUUAACCACUGUUAAGACAUAGAGAUUAUUAAACGAGCUUGUGUGUCAUACUGAUUUUACGAAACGAGUGUCAGGAUUUUUGUAUUGCCCGAGCGAGAGCGAGGGUAAUACAUGAAUCCUGGCGGAGUUUCGUAAAAUCAGUACGACUCACACAUGAGUGUAAUAAUUUCUUUAUUAUCCAUAUUAUUAUUUUCUUUAUGAGAGACCCAACUCAAAAUGUUUCAAAUGCAGUCUUGAGCUAGGCCUUGGCAAGCAACAUCAUGUUAUGACGUCGCUUCCCAAAAUUUACGUCAUCUCACUUGUUAUUACACAUGUGCUUUGUAUGAUUAUUAUUAACUCGGUUUAUGUUACCAUGUGGAUAAUAAUAAUAUUCUAUCAUAUGUUUGAACAACUGAAAAAAGAAGAAAUGACACAGACCCUGUAUGCAUUCCGAGCCUAAGACCGGUUUUAUUAUUGUGUUGGAUUAUUUAUAUGAUGUUAAGAAUUGUGUUGCAUUAAAUUCGCGAAUGUUAUAUUGAAAACUUGUUUUGUACAUUCCAUACAGAAUCUGUGAUGCAGAAAUCCUGGCUAUAAAUGCCAUGCAAAAGGCCUACACAAAAUAACAUGAUUGAUGUGGUCUUUAUAGCAGGUUUUCAAAAUACAUGUAUAUAUUGUUAAAUAUAUUUGCAUGUACUAAUAAAGUGUGAAAUAAUAUUAGUAGAUUUCCGAUUAUUUACUGAAAAAUAAAAUAUAUUAUAUGUU
This is a messenger RNA of Gigantopelta aegis, 5716 nucleotides long. Its product is annotated as intraflagellar transport protein 122 homolog. Gene Ontology annotation, biological process: non-motile cilium assembly; protein localization to cilium; intraciliary retrograde transport. Gene Ontology annotation, cellular component: intraciliary transport particle A; non-motile cilium. Lineage: Eukaryota; Metazoa; Mollusca; Gastropoda; Neomphalida; Peltospiridae. The record is from RefSeq and is a predicted model, not a curated record. Gene Ontology annotation, molecular function: protein binding. The transcript has 28 exons. The coding region runs from base 38 to 3610 and encodes 1190 amino acids.